GCGUAACCGAACUAAGGAAUAAUCCCGACCCGCGCGUGUUGCCAUGUUGUUUUCAUAGUAAUUAUUUCGAAGGGACAAGUAUAGAUGCACAAAUCAGUAUAAAUCGAACGGAAUAAUAAAAUGAUCAUAACGCAAUUAAUUAAUAGCAGUUUACAAAACACGAAACCCUUUAUUAGCGUUACUACCAAUAAUUUAGCGUGCGUUAGAUAUGCAUCAAAGAAAGCCAGUAGUAGUACAAGAAUUAAACCUGGUCAUCCGAGACCAAAACAUAGAGGGAUAAAAGUACAAGAUGGACACUAUGUUCAAGAAAGGCAAAUAUUGGCCUUACAACUUAGACCUAGAUUUCAUCCAGGACUUAACGUUGGUAUGGGUAAAAAUGGUACAUUAUAUGCUUUGGAACGUGGAACGGUAAUGAUCACGUGUGAAAAAAUUAAUCCCAGUUUAACUCAUCCCUGGGCAAAAAUGAACUAUGCGGGUAGAGAAAAUAGUGUUAUAUACAAGAAACAUUUUAAUGUAAUCAGUGAACCACAGCAUGACAGAUUUAUUUUAAUUGAUACUGUGUAGAUAAAAUAGUAUGGUCAAGGUUAUAUGUUUUAUGAAUUAUUGAAUUAAUAGUAUAAAUGUAUAAACAUAGGAAAAUGGAAUCGAUUUCUUAUUU
Colletes gigas is the source of this 658-nucleotide messenger RNA. RefSeq names its product 39S ribosomal protein L27, mitochondrial (gene mRpL27). Lineage: Eukaryota; Metazoa; Arthropoda; Insecta; Hymenoptera; Colletidae. Bases 121 to 564 code for a protein of 147 amino acids. Gene Ontology annotation, molecular function: structural constituent of ribosome. The record is from RefSeq and is a predicted model, not a curated record. The transcript is spliced from 4 exons. Gene Ontology annotation, biological process: translation. Gene Ontology annotation, cellular component: mitochondrial large ribosomal subunit; ribosome.